AUGUUUAUAAAAUAUUUUUUUUUAUUUUUUGUUCCUUUAUUUUUUUUAACUUAUGGUAAUUAUAUUACUAAUCAUGAAAAUGAAAAUUUAAUGCCAAGAAACAAUCUACUUAAACGUAGUAAAAUUUUAUCAAGAUAUGGUAGAGCUGUCCUAUCUAGAUAUGGUAAAAGAUCAGGUGUUGACAAGUUAAACUACAACAUUGAAAGACAAGAUUUUUAUCCUUUAUAUGGUAAAUACUUUUACUUAUUUAUUUAUUUAUUUUUAGAUAGAUAUAAAGAAAUGAUUUUGGACCAAGAUAUGUAA
Strongyloides ratti is the source of this 303-nucleotide messenger RNA. RefSeq lists its product as hypothetical. The record is from RefSeq and is a predicted model, not a curated record. The transcript has a single exon. Lineage: Eukaryota; Metazoa; Nematoda; Chromadorea; Rhabditida; Strongyloididae. Bases 1 to 303 code for a protein of 100 amino acids.